Sorex araneus (European shrew) is the source of this 6094-nucleotide messenger RNA. It is a transcript of the gene VPS53, whose product is annotated as VPS53 subunit of GARP complex. The transcript is spliced from 22 exons. NCBI's taxonomy places the organism in Eukaryota, Metazoa, Chordata, Mammalia, Eulipotyphla, Soricidae. The record is from RefSeq and is a predicted model, not a curated record. Gene Ontology annotation, cellular component: GARP complex. The coding region runs from base 74 to 2569 and encodes 831 amino acids. Gene Ontology annotation, biological process: retrograde transport, endosome to Golgi.
GGGGGGUUUUGGCUGACAGCGGCCGGUCGGGGUCGGGGCCCGAGGGGGCCGGGCGCGGGGGCCCGCGGGCGGCAUGAUGGAGGAGGAGGAGCUGGAGUUCGUGGAGGAGCUGGAAGCCGUGCUGCAGCUCACGCCCGAGGUGCAGCUGGCCAUCGAGCAGGUAUUUCCAAGCCAGGAUCCUCUCGAUCGAGCAGAUUUCAAUGCUGUGGAGUACAUCAAUACUCUCUUCCCAACAGAGCAAUCUCUGGCAAACAUAGAUGAAGUUGUGAACAAAAUUAGACUAAAAAUAAGGAGACUGGAUGACAAUAUUCGGACAGUUGUAAGAGGCCAAACAAAUGUGGGGCAGGAUGGCAGGCAAGCUCUUGAAGAGGCACAGAAAGCUAUUCAGCAGCUCUUUGGCAAAAUCAAAGAUAUCAAAGACAAAGCAGAAAAAUCAGAGCAAAUGGUCAAGGAAAUCACCCGUGAUAUCAAGCAGUUAGAUCACGCCAAACGCCACCUGACCACCUCCAUCACGACGCUGAAUCACCUGCACAUGCUGGCCGGCGGCGUCGACUCCCUCGAAGCCAUGACCAGGAGAAGGCAGUAUGGAGAAGUUGCCAAUCUUCUUGAGGGCGUAAUGAACGUCCUGGAACAUUUCCAUAAGUACAUGGGGAUUCCACAGAUCCGGCAGCUUUCUGAAAGAGUGAAGGUUGCCCAGACUGAGUUAGGACAGCAGAUCCUGGCUGAUUUUGAAGAAGCAUUUCCUUCCCAGGGGACCAAGAGGCCAGGAGGACCCAGCAAUGUCCUGCGAGAUGCGUGCCUGGUUGCGAACAUUCUGGACCCCCGAAUCAAACAGGAGAUCAUCAAAAAGUUCAUAAAACAGCAUCUGUCAGAGUAUUUGGUACUUUUUCAAGAAAAUCAAGAUGUUGCCUGGCUGGACAAAAUAGACAGACGCUACGCCUGGAUCAAACGCCAGCUUGUGGACUAUGAGGAGAAAUAUGGCCGAAUGUUCCCAUGUGAGUGGUACAUGACCGAGAGGAUUGCAGUCGAAUUUUGCCAUGUCACAAGGACAGAACUUGCCAAGAUUAUGCGUGCCAGAGCUAAGGAAAUUGAAGUGAAAUUGCUUCUUUUUGCUAUUCAGAGAACAACGAACUUUGAGGGAUUUCUUGCAAAAAGCUUUUCCGGCUGCACCCUGACAGAUGGAACCCUGAAGAAACUCGAUUCUCCAGCGCCAGCCCCCAAUCCCUUCCUGGAUGAGGAGCCAGCCCCGGAGAUGGAGGAGAUGGUGGACAAGGGCGACUCUGACCAACCAAAGAAGCCUAAGGCACCAGACAAUCCGUUUCAUGGCAUCGUUUCCAAGUGCUUUGAGCCACAUCUCUAUGUGUAUAUUGAAUCCCAGGACAAGAAUCUUGGGGAGCUGAUCGAUCGGUUUGUGACUGACUUCAAAGCCCAGGGGCCCCCGAAGCCCAGCACGGAGGAAGGGGGUGCGGUGCUCCCCAGCUGCGCCGACCUCUUCGUCUACUACAAGAAGUGCAUGGUGCAGUGCUCGCAGCUCAGCACAGGGGAGCCCAUGAUCGCCCUGACCACCAUUUUCCAGAAGUACCUCCGAGAAUACGCCUGGAAAAUUCUCUCCGGCAGCCUGCCCAAGACCACGAGCAGCAGUGGCGGGCUGACCAUCAGCAGCCUCCUGAAGGAGAAGGAGGGCUCGGAGGUGGCCAAGUUCACACUGGAGGAGCUGUGCCUCAUCUGCAGCAUCCUGAGCACAGCCGAGUACUGCCUGGCCACCACCCAGCAGCUUGAAGAGAAACUCAAGGAAAAAGUGGACGUCAGUCUGAUUGAACGGAUCAAUCUGACCGGAGAAAUGGACACAUUCAGCACUGUCAUCUCCAGCAGCAUCCAGCUGUUGGUUCAGGACCUGGACGCUGCCUGCGACCCUGCGCUGACGGCCAUGAGCAAGAUGCAGUGGCAGAACGUGGAGCACGUAGGUGACCAGAGCCCCUAUGUCACCUCCGUCAUUCUUCACAUUAAGCAGAACGUCCCCAUCAUCCGUGACAACCUGGCCUCCACGCGGAAAUACUUCACUCAGUUCUGCAUUAAGUUUGCAAACUCCUUCAUUCCCAAGUUCAUCACCCAUCUCUUCAAGUGCAAGCCCAUUAGCAUGGUGGGAGCAGAACAGCUGCUGCUGGACACCCAUUCCCUGAAGGUGGUCCUGCUCGACCUCCCCUCCAUUGGCUCGCAGGUGGUGAGGAAGGCCCCCGCCAGCUACACGAAGAUUGUGGUGAAAGGCAUGACCCGGGCGGAGAUGAUCCUCAAGGUGGUGAUGGCCCCGCAUGAGCCCCUGGAGUUAUUCGUGGACAACUAUAUCAAACUCCUUACGGACUAUAACACAGAGACCUUCCAGAAGAUUCUGGACAUGAAGGGCCUGAAGCGCAGCGAGCAGAGCAGCAUGCUGGAGCUCUUCCGCCAGCGGCUCCCCGCGCCGCCCUCGGGGCCCGACGGCUCUGGCUCGCUGUCCCUGCUGACCCCCACGCCCGAGCAGGAGUCCUCACGCAUCCGCAAGCUCGAGAAGCUGAUCAAAAAGAGACUGUAGGAAAGGACCCGGACACCGCCCCUCCCGCACCCCAAAACCCUCUGUGCCCGCCCCCCAGGUCUCAAGCGGUCAGUAUUGAGACUUGCCCUGCUGGUGUGUCUCUCCCAUCCUCUGUCUUCUGUCCCCGUCCCGAGCCCGGAAGUGAGUGAGGCUGAAGGGGGGGGUGGCCCGGAGACAGGGCUGGGCCCCGCGGCUGGGCUGGGCUCCUUCGUCCCCCCUGCCACCCUCCCCAAGUGUCCCCACACCGUGUGGCCCUGUUUCCUCCGAGGCACUGCCCGGCCCGGCUGCCCCCUCCUUUGUCUGCUCUCCCUGGGCUCCCACUGUCUCAGGAAGCAGCGUGUGCAGGUGCAGAAUAGGGGCGGGGCAGGGGCUUUCUGCACCCAGGAAGUGCCCCCCAGGAUGACAGCCUCUGGGCAGGGGGGCUCCUGCACACACUCCUACAGCGGCCCGACUUCCAGGGCACACAUUCUGUUUCUGGUGCUUUCUACAAUGUGGCAGUGAGUUGUCCCAGUGUUCCCCCGUGUCUCAGAAACCCAGGGCUUCCCUCUGUCUGGCCCGAGGUCCCCGUGUGCAGUCCCCACUGCGGGGGGGCUCCCGGCCGGGUGGGAGAGAGCUCUGCCUGCACCCUCACACACACGCACUACAGACAGAUGGUCUCUCCGGGUCUGCGCUCCCACUCGGCACCACAGGAAAAAAAACCCAAAGCCCGACCUCUGACCCCCCUCCUCCCCGUUCCCAUCAUAUCCAGAGCCCUUCCCAGAAGCCCCGGAUACAAGGCGGUGUUUGGUGACUGGGAUGCUGAGCCUGGCACCACCCUGGCACACCCUGGCCAGGCCUGCGUUCCUUUGAGGGGACAGCCUCUCAGCUCUGCCUCGCGCGUCCUGCAGCUCGAGAGACUGCUUCUCCCCUGGCCGCCCUGACUCACCUGGUUUCCUGGCCAUGAAGCCUCAGUCACCCACAACCAGGCCGGAGAGAACAGUACUCGUGUGCACAUUUGUUCCCGAGCCAUGAACAGUUGGUUGGCACAGAUGCCGUUGAGAGGAAGGGGGGGCUUCCGGAGACUGCCACAGGCCUGGGAUGACCAAGGAGCACUCACAAGCGAGUUUCCAGGAGCUGGGGGAGCUCAGAGGGCCAGAGUGCAGCCCCAGCACCUGCAGGGCCCCUGGCUCGGUCCCAAGCCUGCCCCGGAGAAGACGAAACACUUCAGAACAGAGAAUUUUUUCUGGAAAUCCACAGAAACUUGAGACAGCCGUAUAGCAGAUUUUAAAGACUUGCCCCCAACCCCACUGCCUGCCUUCUUGUUUUUCCAGUCUGGCCUCUCUGCUGUGCGCGCCUUCCCUGCCCAGCCUCCUUUCUUCAUUGGUCUCCAGCCUCUUCUUUCUGGCUGGCACGACAGGCAGGCAUGGAGCCUCUCCAGCCGCCAGCCCUGGAGCAGAGUCAGGGGUGGGGCAGUGCGUGUGGCUCUAGCAGAGAUCCUGGAGGAGAGGCUUGUGCAUGAGACACCUGGGGGCGGGGGCGGUGGGAAGGAUGAACAAGCACCGGCCACCCGCAGCGGGGGCUCUGGUGAAGCCGCGCCAUCCGCACUGAUUGAGGUUAACGCUGCUCGUGAGCGAGGGCGCCGCGGGCCCACCUCCACUCUGAGCAGCCACUUCAGCCAUCUGUCAUCAGCCGGGGAAGCCGGGGGGCUCCUGCACCUGGUUCUUGUCACUCUCGGUGUUUACAGAUCCACACUUGGCUCUCGGCUCCUUCACGAGGAGUCAUUUGCUAGCCGUCUCCGUAAUGGCAUUGAGACGUCAAACUGCUGUUUCCCUCCCACCGGUUGGUGGUCACAGCCAGGGAAUUUUCAUUCUUGAUUUAUUACAUUGUCAGUAAUCUCCAAGGGGCCAACAGCUGUCAGUAGGAGUUAUGUUCAGUGUCUCGUUGACGGGUCUGCGAGCCGUGCGCGCGUCCUGCGAAGAUAGAGCAUGGUUCUCGGUGGGUAGGGUGGGGGGCGCGUCAGAACCCACCCGGGUCUGCUGAAGGACAGGGAUGCCCGGAGGGGCCAAGCCAGUGAGCCACGAGGCCCAGCACACCUGUAGGCGUGGUCCACGGGUGACGGUCACAUUUACACCUCCAUUAAGAGCCUUGCAAUAGAAUUUUUCUUUCCUAAAGGAUUGGUUACUGUAGCACAUCUUCAGAGAGAGAGAGAGAGGGUGUGUGGUUGGGAUUUGGGGUUUCUUUUUCUCCUUUCUAUAAUUUCUGACUUUCCAAGUGGGUGUCGUGACUAUUGAGGUGAGCUGGUGCCUCCAGUGUAGACCCUUUGCUGAUCGCCAGCAGCUUUCAUUUUGAAUGCGGGUCGAUGGGUGCAACUGUGUCAGAAACUCUGAUACUCCCAAGCCGACCAUCUCCAGUUUCGAUGACCAAGCCCCAAACACAAGACUCAUGGAUUGUUGUUAUUUCAAAAGAACGGAAUCGGGAGCACUCACUGAUCAGAACAGCCCCAGCCUUGUUGUCAUACUGAAUUUCAGAUGUUGUACUACCAUUCCUUCCCCCUAAUACUUUCUCUAGCUCUUUAAAAAUAAUAAUAAAAUAAAAUUUGAGAGCUAGGAGAAAUGCCAAAGGCAGUGAGGCACUUAACCUUGCACAUAGCCAGCCCAGUUUGAUCCUGGCUACCUCAUACGGUUCCCCAAGCCCUGCCAGGAGUGAUUCCCUGAGCACACCGGGGUAUGUGAUUCUUCUCCCCUCACCCUCGCCAUGGCUAAAAUAAAUAUUGGUAAUUUAUAAUUGAUAAAAAAUUGAACACCUGCUGCUGCUAAUAUGGUCACACUUCCUAAUGGCUGGCUUAGAGGUGCCAGGCGGGAGAAAGUUCUGGUUCCGUCCUAAGGGCAAAACGCGCAGCUCACACUGUGACUUCCAAGUUCAGCUGCCGAACGAACGAGAGUUCAGUGUUGCCGCUGCUCCCUCCCCAAGAACCAGCGUGGCUGCAGGGAAGGGUGCACAGGCCAGAGGACCCGCUGCCAGGGCUGCCAGUGUGGCAGGAGCAGGCUCAGCCUCGAGGUGACAGCCUGCCCGGUGCCCCACUAGACAAGCCCAUUCCUGGCUUAGCACGCCCCGGGAAAGGCCAGAAGUUCACGGCUGGAACUGCGCUCUCUCCCUCCCGGGGAGACGCAUCUUCACAGUGACUUCACAGCCUUGCCCGGGUAGAGGCAAAUGUUUCACACUUCUCGGCUCCCAAGUCCAGUUCCUAAAAAUAAGACCUUUAGAACUGCAUGGGGCCAUUUAAACAAUAGCCUUGGAAACUCGGGGAACGAAAAGUUGGCGUGGUUGCAUUUCAUACAGUAUAUAGAAUUUUCCAGUCUCCUAACAUAUAUCAAAGUAGAUAGCCUCUUGGACCCUCAGCGUUCUGUGCCUUUGGGAGAGAUAAAUUUCCUUAAAGGGAUUGCCUCUUUUGUGUAGAUAUCUUUCAUUUUCCCCAUCUGGAAGCGAUUUUGUGGUGCAUAUUGGAGCAUAAAAUAUUACAGUUAAUUAAAGCAUUACUGGCUGUCA